Molecule: messenger RNA, 9398 nt
Organism: Siniperca chuatsi (mandarin fish)
Lineage: Eukaryota; Metazoa; Chordata; Actinopteri; Centrarchiformes; Sinipercidae
Gene: snphb
Product: syntaphilin b
Exons: 7
Coding region: 454-3090 (878 amino acids)
Biological process (GO): neuron differentiation
Cellular component (GO): cytoplasmic microtubule; mitochondrion
Source: RefSeq, a predicted model, not a curated record
GACGCGCCUGUGGAGUGCGGAGAGUGUGGCGAGCAUCAAGGACUAGAAAGAAUACAUGAAGGAGUAACCGUGCAUGUGUGGAGCUUGGUGUUUAUUUGAAGCGGUGCGGAUUCCGCAAGGCUCAGGCUAUUUCCUGCUGUGUCUGUUUAUUUUGGUGCAGCUGACGGAGGGGUGCUGCGCAGUGCGCUCCGGCAGAUGUUUGCGCGCCUUGUCAUCCUGUGCGCCCAUGUUUGAGCGUGUUUGGGCGUCACAUACAUGUUGCCACCGGAACCAUAACAGCCUAGAUAUUUACCGUACUUUUUCUUGGUGAACAGAAUCGCAGCUUCCCUGGCUCUGCAUGGAGAAACAGCUCACUGUGUCUUAGACCCAAAGCUCUCAGUGUUGAGCUGAAGAACAGAGAGACAAAGUGAGGACAGAAGAAGCUAAAGGUUGCACAAGAGGCUGCCGGGCCCCAUGUCUGCCCCUGCUCCAGCCAAUCGGAGGUCUGGGUUGGGCUCUCGCCGAUUCAACCCUUUGAAGGCGCUGCAGCCCAAACGCCGCUUGCAGCAAAUACUGGCGUCCUCACCCGUCCCGGUGCCCAAGCCGGUGUCGGGGUCGGGGUCGGGGACGGCUGCGUCAGGUGCCACAGCGCCGGUGGCCAUUCCUGUGCCCGCGCCCCCUGCGUUUGACUACUGCAGGUUUAUAGAGCUAGACUACGUUCCCAUGGAGACAGGCUAUAUGGUCUCAAUGCGCCCGACUAAAGGCUAUGCACCGACCAAGUCGCCGACUAAAGGAUACACUGCCACCAAGUCUCCAGAUCGCCACAGCCGUUCAACAAACUCUCCCUCAACCCCUCGUUCUCGGCGGACGACGGCCGCGCCCAGUAAUAGAGAUCCCUAUGGCAAUGCCUCCAUCAGCAGCAGCAGCAACUCAGGCUCUUGUAAAGGCAGUGAUUGCAGCCCCACCAAAGGACGUCAUCAGAAGUACACGUCAUGUACAGACAACCAUGGAAUCCGGCCCCCUCCACCAGAGCAGUACCUCACACCCCUGCAGCAGAAAGAAGUGUGUAUCCGACACCUGCGGGCCAGACUAAAGGAAACCAUCAACACUCUACAAGACAGGGACACAGAGAUAGAUGCGCUGAGAAGCCAGCUUUACAGGAUGCAGGAGGACUGGGUUGAGGAGGAAUGUCACCGUGUGGAGGCUCAGCUGGCCCUGAAGGAGGCGCGUCAGGAGAUCCAACAGCUCAAACAGGCUGUGGACACUGUUCGUGCCAGUCUCAGUGAUGCUGAGGGGCUCAGCGGGGACAUAGGGGCCCAGAAGUACUUCCAGGACAUCAACGCUCAGAACCACAAGCUUGAGAACCUUUUAAUCAACAUGGAGCUAGCCCAGGCUGGAUUAGCCAAGGAGGGGGAAGCCAUACCAGGCUGUCGGACCCGUGUUGGGGGUUCGGCACCAGCAUCAGUAUCAGGGGAAAGUCCAGGAGGAAUACCCAAACUGCCAGUAGGAGGGAGGGGGUCUUGCUCCUGCGAUGCUUCCCCAGCCCGUUCUCUGACCCGGAGCUCCACCUACACUAAGCUGAGUGAUCAGGCGCUGGCGGACCGGAACGGCAAUGGCCCGGACUUUCCUUGUCUGUCAGGUGACGGCACCCAGGACAGCGGCUUUGUGUGCUGUGGGGAGAGCAGCGUCCCCAGCCGGGCCGACCUGCUGCUGGAGGCCGCCUUCCUCUCUGAGGAAACAGCAUCUUUACUCAGCUCCUACACGCAGACCUUUUCCCACUCUCUGCCCAACUCUCUGCCCAAGUCUCUGCCUCAUACUUUCUCCCAUACCUUACCUCAUUCUUUCCCUCACAAAUUGUCCCACUCUGUGCCCCACACUAUUCCGCACUCCUCCACCUAUGAGAAGCUGUGCACAGGGGAGCGGCUGGCGCCCUUUCGUUGCGGCCUGGGUGGAGGGGGCUGUAUGAGUCAUCCCUGCCUGUCGCACCACCACCUCUACCUGCACCCCCUGCGGGAGACGGGCAUUCAGACCGAAAGCUGCCCCAUCCCUGCAACGGCAGGUUACCCCUCUGAUCUGGAUACCAUUGCGGAGCAACGCACUUUCCGCUCCCAGGCCUGCAGCCCCACCUCCACCUGGAUGUCUGAUGAGGGGGAGGAGGAGCUGGACUCUAUCACCACCACAACUUCAGCAACCACAGCGACGGUCAUGAGUAUGGCAACAGAGCCGAUCCCAGUCUCCAAAACACCGCUGGUCCCUCCCUUACCGCGGUCUGCUACUGUGGCGUGUUCCAUGGAAAGUCCUCUGUGUGGGGAGGAAGAGGGUGUGGAGGAAGAGGAAAAGCAGGAGAAAGAGAAGAGAGAGAAGGAAGCUGCGGCAACAGAGAAGCAGGAGGGAGCAACAGUGAUCAGACUGGCUGAAGAAGGGCAGCAGAUGCAGAUGGGCUCAGUGGGAGGAAAUGAGGUGGAAGUUCAGGGUGCAGUGGAGGAGGCAGCACCAGGAAAACUGUGCGAUUUAGCAGAGACAUCAGCAGGGAUGCAGGGUGAGCUUAAGUUCGGAGGAUGCUGUGGAGAAAGCAGACGGAGUGGGACAACACUGGAAAACCUCAGCGUAGAAGACAGGCAGCAAGGAGUAGGUCUGUCAGCAGGAUCAACCCAGGUAGAGACAGCAGAGCUGAGUCCAAGUCGCCCAGGAUUAUCACCAGGCGUAGAACAGCCUCACACCUCCCAGCCGAGGAGAUCUACUUCCCAUGAGGAGAUAGCUGGUGUCAUUGUAGUUGAGGUGCAUGAUGAGGACGAUGAUGAAGAUGAAACUAAAGAACAAGGCGCCACAGGGGGCGCUACAGCAAAGGAGGGAGAUUUGUCUGGCGAUGGGACAAUUCAGAAAAGCUACUGGAGUCGUCACUUCCUGGUUGAUCUGCUAGCAGUGGCCAUCCCUGUGGUGCCAACAGUGGCAUGGCUCUGCCGUGGUCCAGUCCGUGGUGGACAGCCCAUGUAUCAUAUAGGGUCGCUCCUGCGAGGCUGUUGCACUGUGGCGCUGCACUCGCUGCGCAGGGGAGGUGGGUUGAGGCAUUACCCCGCAGGCGGGGGAGACCUGGGCGGGUCACUGAUAUAAGAGGAGAAUCUGUUCAGCAUCUCUGUCGUGCUUAACCUCGACCUCUCCUGUAUGGAUCUGGGUCCUUAGCUUGUUGGAAGAUACAUGUAGUGUGAGGAGAGCAAGAUGAAAAACAUGUCCUGCAUUUCUCAUCAAGGUUAAUAGCUGAGGGGAGCAUCAGGAACAGGAAAUGUGCAUUUAUGACUAAACUCUUUUCUGUUUGGUCCUGCUCCUUAUUGUCUCUCACCCACUGGUCCUUGCUGUUGCUACCAAGAUGUCUGCUAACACAACUGACUUGUGCAAAACUGAAUGAGCUAAUUGAAAUGAAUGAUCUAUGCUUGGAUGUUUAACGCUGAUUGGUUUGUUUUUAAAUGCAGGAAAAUGUUAAAGGAUCAUUGAUCUGUCCAACCUAACAGUCUGACUCAAUUCUGACAUGUUCAAAUGAUCACAUGUUGGUGACUGUGUACAUGAAAUAUAGUAUGUGUAUAGAGUGUGUACAUGUAUAACUAAAUGAUCUCGUCUGCAGUAGACGAGCUACACUCUGCUCAUUGACCAGUGACAGAGGGAAAAUGCACCCUAAUUCAGAAUUCAAGCGUUUCCUAUGGUUUGAGACAGUUUGGGCUUUUCUUUAACAUCUUUUACAUCUUCAGGACUGCAAACAUAGAGCUUAUCUACUAUCAAGAAACAACAAAAUAGACACAGAACUACACUGAUUCUAAGGGUAGAAACACACCAAAACAAACUGCAGCAAGCCUGCCAAGAACCAUAGACACUUCCAAUACGCUGUUGGACAGCAGAUCAAUCGUGGUGUCAAGCCAAACGCUUCCACUGUUAUUUCUGUUUAUGCCAGGCAGACACUGUGUAAAGCCCAAUUUUAACACCAAACUGGUCUCCUCUGACUUAUUUUAGAGUCGGGCCGAAUAUCUAUGAGAUUGGUUGACGUUUGACGUUCAGUUUGAGGGGGUCACAAUGCCAUGAAGAUAAGAUAACAUUAGAUAAUCCUUUAUUAAUCCCAAAAUGGGUAAAUUUGCAGUGUUAAGUAUAAAGGGAUUCGCGCAAUAGCAAGAAGCAUCAAUAAAAAAGCGAGAUAUAAUAAAGAAGUAAACAUGCACAUUGUUUCACAUAGGAAAUAUUGAUAUUGCACGAGUAAAUGUGUCAGUUUUGGUGUGUGGUCUACUGGGAGCAGUGUUUAUUGUAACGUCUGACAGCAGCAGGAAGGAUGGACCUGCGGUAUCUCUCCUUUACACACGGGUGGAGCAGCCUGUCACUGAAGGAGCUGCCCAGUGCUGUCAGUGUCCUGCAUGGAGUGAGACAUGUUCUCCAUCAGGGAUGAUAGCUCAGCCAUCAUUCUACUUUCUCCCACCACCUCCACUGGGUCGAGGGGGCAUCCUAGGACAGAGCUGGCCUUCUUAAGCAGUCUGUUAAGUCUCUUCCUGUCAGCAGUCGAGAUGCUGCUGCCCCAGCAGACCACUCCAUAGAAGAUGGCUGAUGCCACCACAGAGGCAUCAAAAAGGUCCUCAGGAGUGCCCCCCUGCACUCCAAAAGACCAGAGUCUCCUCAGCAGAUAGACUGAUCUGGCCUUUCUUAAAUAGUGCAUUUGUAUUGUCAGCCCAGUUUAUUAUUCAUAUGAACACCCAGGUACCUGUAAGAUUUCACCAUCUCAAUGUCCAUUCAAUGGAUGUUCACUGGUAUAGGAGGAGAGUGUAUGCACAAGCGGAAGUCCACCACCAGCUCUUUGGUUUUCCCUGCAUUGAUCUUGACGCGGUUCUGCCGGAACCAACCCACAAAGCCCUGGGUCGGUUCUCUGUACUUCCUGUCGUCCCCAUCUGUGAUGAGGCCGACGAUUGCGGAGUCGUCAGAGAACUUUUGCAGGUAGCAGUUAGCUGAGUUCUGCAGUGUAGAGAAUGAAGAGGAAGGGAGCCGAGACUGUUCCCUGCGGGGCCCCCUGUGCUGCCGACAACCAUGUCAGACUCACAGUGGGCAUUCAGAGCAAAAAACAGCCCUGUAUUAAAACAACAGAAGGGGCUGUGUUGUUGGAGGCCUGUUGAGACAUGAAAUAUGAUCCAGGAAAUCUGGUUUGAGUAACAGAUCCAUGAGUCUGAAGGCUUAUCAAACACUAAAAUAAUGCACAGUGGUUUAUAGUACUCUGAGACAGGAUUUUAUUACUCUGGAGUUGGCAGCAGUUAUUUAAUCUUUUGUUGCGAUGAUCAUGAGGUAAACAGUAGAAAUAUAGCAUUCUUGUUAACAAGUCUAAGUCUAAUCUACCAGAAAUGUGUGCUUGCACGUGUGUGAUUGGCCAAUGCAGCAUGGCAAAAGUUGAGCACCUCAAAUUUUUACAAAUUAUCAUGUUACAUCUCGCCUGUUUAAUCCGUACACAAAAAGAAAUGUAGAAACAAGCUGUGGUUUUACAGGAAGUUAGGUGCGGGAACUAUUUCUUGUUCUUAAAAUUUAGAGGUGCUGGUAGACACCUUAACAAGGAUAUUUCACUCUUGGCAAAAAAGUGAAAAAGCGCAUUACCCAAACUAUUCCGUUAAUGUUAGUAGUUACUUUACAUGUUGUGGCUGGCUGUGGUCUUGACUGAGACUGUGUUGUGAUAGAAAUAAAACUGAACUUGAAAUGAAUUACUUAAAUCACAGUUGAUACACUUGGAAGUAGACCUGUAUUGUGCAGGAAUUGAAUAACUGCCUUAGCAAUCAGUUGUUAGUUCUCAUAUUGGCCAAAGAAAGAUUUGAUAGAAACACAAAACACUCCUCCAUCUGACAAUCACUUGAGUUUCUUCUGAAUUCCGCUUUCCCAAGGGAUACAAUCCAUUAACAUCUCUUUGCAGUAGAAUCUGCUCUUUCAUGUCCCUCAACCCCAGCAUGCCCAGGUACCCAGGAUAGCCUGACUUCACAGCCCAUCUCCCCAAUUCUAAACAAAAUAGUCAUUAAUAAGGUCAGGUCCUGUGAGGGAUUCGUUGCUUCUCAUAGAAAAUGAAUGGGAGCUGGUGGCUCCACCCAGCUCACAUUGGUGUGUUUCUACCCUGAGAAUAUAUGAUUACAUCUCCAGAAAUCAAACAAAGCUGAUUCAGAUGCAAGCGUAGAGCGUAAUGACAACAACACGGACAUUAUGUUUUAGGGUGGACUUUUUCCUGCACUCAGUCCUGUGGUCGGUCCUUGUACCCCGAGGCUUGCAUUGAAAUCAAACUCAGCUGAACUAUAGAAUUAUUGAAAAUAAUUGAACUCAAUUUGGGUUACUUUCAUUUCACAUAACACACAUAGAAAAUCUCGAUUGGAUUCAUCAAAUCUAACAGGAAAGUCAUAAAAUGAUCAGACACUUUUGUUAGAUACUCACUGGCUCAGUUUGACACUUUGAUGUAGAUCUGAAUGAAGUGAGUUGUGCUCAGUCUGUGCUCUGUGCUGUAUAUUUCCGCUAACUUAAUGUCAGUCAUUGCAAAUAUUUCAACUUUAUUUGUUUAACAGAUCAUUCUGCAAAGCAUUUCUAGACAUGGGGUACUACAUGUCAGUUGACACUCAAAAUGUAAAUCAAGAUAUCUGGGUUGUAAUCACAUUUAGGUCAAGGUGUUUCCUUCCUGUGUGAAUGUGGCUUCUGAUGGCAAUUCCUUCUGUUUGCUGAUCUUGUGCAGAUGUUUAACUUUGUGUGUAAUAAGGGCAAAUAAGCACCCUGCAACUUUAAAAUCAAAAUUAAUCUGACUGUCAGAUUAAGGAGCUAAACGUGGAUCGAGAGACACCCCGACACAACCAGCAAAAAUCAUCUGACACCAACUGAAUUGUUUAGUUCUUCGGUGAAGAAAUAAGCAGCAUGAAUCUUUUUUUUUUGUUACUGUUUGGUUGACAUAUUUUUGCACUAUUAUUCACUUUAUAAAUUUUAAGCAAUUACUUGAAGUUGAGAUUGUAUGUGUAUCCAAAGUGUUGUAUGUCCACUGAGUUCUGACUGAUUGUUCUGCAGUGUCAAUUAAGUUUGACGUUGUGCUGAUAAUGUUUAAGGCAAAAAUGAAACAGGUGAAGUGUAACUAAGAUAAUGCAGACAUUUCAGGUAGAUCCUUAAAAAUACUACAAUACAUGCCAUGAUUUCUGUGAAUACUGUAAAGCAGUUGCCUUUCAUCCACGAUCAGAGCUAUUGAGCUCAGCUCUUUACAUUUGACCACAAUAUGUAUCUACAGGCCAUACAAAAUAAUGGACAUUUAAGUCUAAAUCCUGUUUUAAAAACACACACUGGUAUAGAAUGAGCAGUGUUUGUGCUACGUGGUCAAAUUAUGUAAUUGUCAGAUGUCAGUGACAAUCAUUACAAUCCCUGUCUGUGUUUGGUUUUCACUUCAUCGAUCUGAAGGAUCCACAAAAGCAGCGGCCAUUAUUGAUGCAUUGAGAUCCAUGAAAAGAUUGAAUGAAUGCCUUACAGACACACAGGACUGUCUCUUCUCCACUUAGCCACAUUUGCUCAUCCAUAAGCUUUCCUCAUCAUCACUUUCAUUAUCAUGAGUUGUGCACUAGUUCUGUUCCCAUCUCCUGACUGAAUGAACCACUUGGCUAAAGUGGAUUAGGAGGCUAAAACAAUUUUCAUAUUUGACAAAAAGCCAUAUAAUCCUGUGAGGUACAGGUGUGAGAAUGUGGGAGGCAGCCUCCUCCUCUCAAUAUUAAUGUAUUGUGAAACUACAUCUCUAAUGAUGAAAGUCAUGUGAAAGAUAGCUACUGUAUAUCAGCAAUGUACUUUGAUUUCAGUCAAUCAAACUCUCCGCUGUCAUUAAACACAGGCUAUUGUAACCAAGAGGGUGAGAGAGGAAAGGAAAGGGUAGAUUUAGUGAACUUGUGAUGCUGUGUUAAGAGGUUCAGGUUUAGGAGUUCAAGCUUGUUCUAGGUCGCAGCAAUCAUCUCAACCCCCUUAAUUUACCUCUAUGCACAACAGUCUACACUUUAGCUGCAUUAUGUGGUCAUGUAUGUGAGUGUCUGAUAGGUUUAUUACUAGACUGUAGUGCAUUGCUAUUAUUGUAUUAUGGAGCUCCACAAAGUCCUUAAAGAUGAUUUUUUUAAUCUUGUGCACAAAAGUUAUCACUCAUUAUCUUGUGCCCAGAUGUUAUCUUGUUCACAUAACAUAACAUUCUUGUGCAUCCAUGUUCUUGUCCUGUUCGCACAAGACACAGUUAUAUAUCUUGUCAGUUAUGUAUCUGAUGUAUCUUGCAAACAGACGAUCCACAAGUUAUCAUUUAAUACCUUGUGCACUGGACUUAGGGGCCUCCAUAUUCAGUAGCUUUUUGUCUUUUGCUUUAAUAUGUUUGCAGGUGUUUCUAACAGGCUUGCAUUACACCUUUGUCUUCACUUCAGAAAAAGGACGUUUUUCCUUGCCACUGUCGCCAAGUGCUUGAUCAUGGUGGGAUUUGUUGGGUCUCUGUAAAUAAUAUUAUAAAGAGUGCGGUCUAGACCUGCUCUAUAGGAAAAGGGCAAUGAGAUAACUUCUGUUAUGAAUUGGCACUAUAUAAAUAAAAUUGAAUUGAAUUGAACUUACUACUCCUAAUAGGGUUUGGUGAACAUAAUCACAUCCUUGGAGUGAUUUUGCCCCCAACAUUUUCCUGUUCAGUGGGUAACGAGCAUUAUGGCGUGCAGUGUCCUCGUUGAGGAUUCUGACUCAACAAGGGUUGACUCAUCAGGGUGUGAUUGAUUUAUUCAUUAAAAGUUUUAUCUGACUUUCCUCCGAUCAGUCUUUACCAUAUAGCACUUCAUCAAAACCCAUUCCAAGAUUAUCACAAUGCCAAGGAGGCCAUUAUCCCACGAGUGUCCUACACUGUCUCUGCAAGAACGUCAUUGUACCUCACAGUGACCCUGUUUUCUUUUUCUGUCCCAUAGUACACCUGAACUUCCUGCUAUAGUGUAAGGUUGUGCCAGUGUACUGUUUGUGGGUGGAGGGGGGGGUGACUGAGUGAUUAUAUACUACGUAUAUCCUUAGACACACAUGAUGCUGAAUAUAUCUUGGGGAACACAUGGGGAGGUGUUUUUUUUUUAAUUAUUUUUUAGAUUUUAAUGUGUAUUGUCAUUAUAUGCUUUAUUCCUUGUCAGAUUGUCUGAGUAUGUGUUCCAUAGCCUAUGUAAUGAUAAUUAGCAUAUAGAGGUUAUACCAAGUCCUAUAACAUCCUACUAUUGAGGACAUUCAAUGCCUUGUAAAGGAAUUCAGCUGACAUCGCUGAUCUACAGAUAACUUCAUGUAAAUUAACUAUUUUAAUGGCAAUAGUAGUGUGUACAGUAAAAGACAUCAGUAGGCUACUUCUCCAUUCACACUCCCGACACACUGUAUAAAGGAAGACCAAAAGCCCCUAUAUUAAACAGCAUGGAGGAAACGUU